AGCCGGAGCCAACAUGGCGGCGGCGGCGGGCGCAGGGGCGGCCGCGCUCGGCGCUGCUCGCCUUUAGCGGCCUUCAGCGGCCUUCGGGGGCCGCCGCCGCCCCACGGACACCCCCCCGAGCGCCCCGAGCCCCGCCGCGUCCGACAUGAGGGAGAAGGGCCGCAAGAAGAAGGGCAGGACCUGGGCAGAGGCCGCCCGGACGGUCCUGGAGAAAUAUCCCAACACACCCAUGAGCCAUAAAGAGAUCCUUCAAGUUAUCCAGAAAGAAGGACUUAAGGAAAUCAGCGGCACGUCCCCCCUGGCCUGCCUGAAUGCCAUGCUGCACACCAACUCCCGGGGCGAGGAGGGCAUCUUCUACAAGGUCCCGGGCAGGAUGGGCGUCUACACCCUCAAGAAGGACAUCCCGGACGGGCUGAAGGAGCUGUCGGAGGGCUCGGAGGAGAGCAGUGAUGGCCACUCCGACUCGCAGAGCUCGGAGCACAGCAGCUCCAGCAGCGACGGCUGCGCCGCCAAGGACAGGAGGAAGAGCAGGUGGAAAAGGAAAGUGCCGGCCCGCCUGGCCCCCGCGGGCUCCCCGCAGCCCGGCUGCCCCUCGCCCUCCAUCCCGGCCAAGGGCCUCUCCUCCUCCCAGAAGCACAGCAAGAAGGCCCUCAAGCAGGCCCUGAAGCAGCAGCAGCAGAAGCAGCAGCAGCAGCAGCAGCAGUGCCGGGCGGGCAUGGCGCCGGGCAUGGCGCCGGGCAUGGGGCCGGGCAUGGCGCUGCCCUCCAGCCAGCACGUCCUGCUCAAGGCCAAGGCCACGCCGGGGAGGUCAGGUUGGGAAGGGAAGCAGGCAGAUGGACACUCCAGCAGCCCCCCAAACUCCACCUCCAGCUCCUCGCCCUCGGUGAAGCUCGAGAACUCCCUGCCAGGGCUGCCCAAGAAGCCCUUCCCCAGAUCUGACAGGCUCCAUGCACGGCAGCUGAAGCGAGCGCGCUGCGCCGACAUCGACGUGGAGACGCCGGACUCCAUCCUGGUGAACACCAACCUGCGCGCCCUGAUCAACAAGCACACCUUCAGCCUGCUGCCCCCCGAGGGCCAGCAGCGCCUGCUGCUGCUGCUGCCCGACGUGGACAGGCAGGUGGGCCCCGAUGGGCUGAUGAAGCUCAGCAGCUCAGCACUCAACAACGAGUUCUUCACCUCGGCUGCGCAGGGCUGGAAGGAGCGGCUGUCAGAAGGAGAGUUCACCCCCGAAAUGCAGCUCCGGAUCCGCCAGGAAAUCGAGAAGGAGAAGAAGGUGGAGCUGUGGAAGGAGCGCUUCUUUGAGAGCUACUACGGGCAGAGCUCUGGGCUGAGCCCCGAGGAGUCGGAGCGACUGACAGCACAGCCCGAGGCAGAGCCCGGCCGGCCCCGCAGCCCCCCGGCCCCCCGCCGGGAGCAGGGCACUUCCACAUCCCCCUCGGAGCCCCAGGCAGCCCCAGCAGGCGGCAGGAGAGCAGGAGAGGAGGGCAGAGAGGAGCCACAGCCCAAGGCAGCCAAGCCCGCCGAGGCAUCCCCGGAGCGGAGAGCGGCCAGAGCCGGAGAACGACCCGGCCCCGGCAGGGAGAGACCCCACGGAGAAACCCUGCCCCAAAAACCCCCCAGCACCGCCAGCCACCCGGCAGAGGAGCAGAGGAGGCCUGGGGUGGCGAAGGAAGCGCCAGGAAAGGAAUCUCUGGGUGCCCCGAGCAAACCAAAGAGCCCCGAGGCAGGCGGGGGAGCGGCGACGGCGCAGAGCCCCGCGGCAGCCCCGGCCGAGAAGGAGAAGGAGGAGAAGGAGAAGAAACCCCCCGGGAGCGAGGCCAUGGAGGUCGGCGUGGAGGCCCACAAGAGGAAGUCGGAGAGCAGGGAGGAGGCUGCAGGCACCCCCGAGAAGAAGCCCCGUGUGGCUGAGCCCUGCCAGCAGCAGCAGGCCUUUCGGAGCCAGCCCUUUCCCGGCGCGGGGCCGGCGGUGCCGCGGGUGCCCCCGCUCAAGAUCCCCGUGUCCAGGAUCUCCCCGAUGCCAUUUCCUGCGGGCCAGGUCUCUCCCAGGGCGUGCUUCCCCCUCUCCCUCAGCAGUCCGGGCAGGACAGGGGCCAGGACCUUGGCCGACAUCAAGGCAAGAGCCCAGCAGGCCAAGGCUCAGAGGGCAGCGGCCGCCGCCGCCGCCGCCUCGGCCGGGGGGGCCGUGCCGGGACCCGGCCCGGGCGGGGGGAGACCCCCGGGCAGGGGGGCAGACGGGAGAGACCCCGGCGGAGCCGCCCAAGCAGCAAGUGGAGCAAACGCACUGGAACUGGCAGGAACUGGAAGCGGGGGAGGUUCGAGAAGGUUCCUUCCCCCUGGCCCAGGGCCCCGUUCCCAGGUGGAGGGCCAGGCGGAGCCGGGGGCUGCGCGCCAUCCUCCUGGAGCACAGCUACAGCCAGGGGCCCCCGCGGCAGCCCCGGCGCUAGGGAGCGGCGCGGGGGCCACGCCGAGCCCCCCGCGGGGCACGGCCACCCCCGGCUCCCUGAGCACCCCCAGCGGGGCCAGGCUGGGGACAGCCCCUCCUGCCCCGGCCCGGGGGGCUCCGGCAGCUGGGAACGGGAACGGCCCCUCGGCGGGGAGCGGCUGUGACCUUCCCAAAGGCAAAUCUCCUUCUCCUCUGGUGUCCCCCGUGCCACCCGCGGGCCCCGGAGCCCAGGCUGGAGCCGUGGGUGCUCCCGUCCCAGCCUCCAGCAGCUCCUCAGUAGCAGCCAGCCUUAAAUCCCCUCCCGGUGGGGCCCUGCCCCGAGCGAGCUCCAGCAUUCCUGCCAACAACCCUUUGGUCACCCAGCUGCUGCAGGGCAAGAGCGUCCCUCUGGAGCAGAUCCUGCCCAAGGCGCUCACCAAAGCAGAAGUGAAAACCGUCCCGGUGGCUCCUCAGGAAGAGAAGGGGCCGGCGGCUCCCGGUGCGGCGGGGAACGGCGCCGAGGCGGGGGACAGAGCAUCGAGUUUGCCCCCGCAGCAGCUUGGGAAGAUCUUCUGCCAGAACAGGCCUCUGCCUCACAUUCCAAGGACCUUCCCGCUCGCCUCGGGAAAGGACCCCGGGCCUGAGCAGCAGCAGGGCCACGAGGCGCUGAGCAAAUCCACCCAGGAGCAGAUCCUGCAGACUCUCAUCAAGAGGGUGCAGAGGCAGAACCUGCUGCCCGUCCUCCAGCCCUCGCAGCUGAACCUCGCGCACUCAGGUUUCCCGGUGGAAAACAGCUCCACCAGCCAGAGAUUCAUGCUGGGCUUCACGGGCAGGAGGACGUCCAAGCCUGCCAUGUCUGGGCACUACCUGCUCAACAUCUCCACCUACGGCCGCGGCUCGGAGAGUUUGAGGAGAGGCUUCUCCCUGAACGCCGAGCCCCGCGUGGGGCUGAGCAGCCCCGCCGAGGGUGCCAGGGCAGAGCUCGGGGAGGGCGAGGACACGGGCGGCCGGGCCAGCAGCAGCAGCAGCGAGGAGGACGCGGACGACGAGAGCUCCGGGGACGAACGGGAGCACAUCAGCGUCAAGGAGGAGCCACGGGCGGGGCAGGGGGAGAAGGAGCAGGGCCCUGCAGAGCCCGGCUCCCUGGGGGCGAAGGCCGAGGCGGCCCCGGUGCCGCCGGCAGCCAGGGAGAAGGUGGCAGCGCUGGACGGCACGGCGCUGGCACGGGACCUGCUGCAGGCAGCGCAGGAGCAGAUGGCCCACGCCAUGAGGAGCAAGGGCCACGGCGGCACGGAGCUCUUCGGUGCCCCCAGCCCGUCCCCAGACCCGGCACAGCCCCCGCUGCUCCCCGCCCCGCACCCCCCGAAGCUGCCCGGGAGCGCCGGGGCGCAGCUGCUGGGGCCCAGCUACAGCGGCACCAUCAACGUCUCCACCUCGCCCGACGUGGGCCAGGGCUCGCUCAUGAGCGAGUGCAAGCAGCUGGCCAGCUCCAUGGGCAACGUCAUGUCCUUCUCCGUGACCGUCACCACCAUCCCCGCCGGGCAGGCCGUGAGCUCCGGCGGCCACGGGCAGAGCCUCCCGGUGCAGGCGUUCGCCGAGGACGGCGCCAUGGAGGAUCCCCCUUCCAAAUGUUACUGCAGGUUGAAAGCCAUGAUCAUGUGCAAGGGCUGCGGCGCCUUCUGCCAUGACGACUGCAUCGGGCCCUCCAAGCUCUGCGUCUCCUGCCUCGUCGUGCGGUAACGGGGGGCACGCGGGGCGUAGCACGGCCUCCUCCGGGGGCUGCUGUCCGAAGAAUCUUGGGAAGAAACAGGAAUUUUACUGCCUUGCACAAGAGACACGUUACUGAAUCAGGAAUACAGAGUUAGAGUCCUUCUUUCAUUAACGAAAGAGCACCUUCUUGUACAGGGAGUCGAAAUCGCGCUCGACUACGUGAAUUGUGACAAGAGUUUGCACUUAAGGAAUUAUGUAAAUAUGCCACAUUAUUUUGUUUAAAGAUAUUUUUUCAAUCUUUUAGGAGAUAGUGUUUGACUUGUACUGCAGUUCCAGUAACCCCAGCCUGCUCUGAGCACGUUUGCCGAGCCCUGCCCUCCCCGGGGAAUGCAGCCCACAGCCCGUUGUUGGUUGUCUCUUGGCAGAGGGAAGGGGAUAACCCAGUCCAGCCCCGAGGCAGGAGCCCCGAGUGGGCUCCUCUGGCUGCUCCCAGCUCAGAUCCCUGGCAGCUUUCCCUCCCUUGCCUUUCGCUCUGCUGCAGAGGCUCCUGGGCUGUGCGGUGCAGGCUGGUGUUCCUGGUGUGCAGAUCCCCCUCUCCCGGUGUCCCAGUGCAGGGAGGGGUCCGGGGUGCUGCUGCUGGAGCUGCAGGGAGCUGGGCUGGACAGGGGAGUGACCACAGCAGCUCAGUCCUGGGGCUGCCGGUGACACGGCGGGAGCAGGGGGCACUCAGCUGUGCCUGGCAGGCAGGGCUGGCAGGAACUGAUCCCCUGGGCAUUCCCAGGGCUGUCCUGGGCAUUCCCAGGGCUGGCAGGAACUGAUCCCCUGGGCAUUCCCAGGGCUGGCAGGAGCCUGCUGUCCUGGGCAUUCCCACGGCUCUCCUGGGCAUUCCCAGGGCUGGCAGGAACCUGCUCUCCUGGGCAUUCCCAGGGCUGGCAGGAACUGAUCCCCUGGGCAUUCCCAGGGCUGGCAGGAGCCUGCUCUCCUGGGCAUUCCCAGGGCUGGCACAAAUCUGCUCCCCUGGGCAUUCCUAGGGCUGUCCUGGGCAUUCCCAGGGCUGGCACAAAUCUGCUCCCCUGGGCAUUCCUAGGGCUCUCCUGGGCAUUCCCAGGGCUGGCAGGAACCUGCUCCACUGGGCAUUCCCAGGGCUGGCAGGAACCUGCUCCCCUGGGCAUUCCCUGGGCUGGCAGGAGCCUGGUCUCCUGGGCAUUCCCAGAGCUUCAGGAAUCUGCUAUCCUGGGCAUUCCCAGGGCUUUAGCUGCCAUCCCAUGGCCCAGAGCCAGCUGCUCUUGGGACACAGGGGCAGGUGACAGGCACAAAGUGUCACCCUGGGUCCUGCCAUGCUCUGGGAAGCGUUUUGUCCUGAUCCAAACACCCCCAUGGUCAGACAUCUCCAGUUUCUGUCCAAGGUUUGUGUUUCCUGGGUGUAGGGAAAGGCAGUGAGUGUCUGCCUGGGCCUCCUUGGGUGGCUCUUUGUGUCUGAAAUACCAAAUUGGGCUGAGCUCAGCUCAGCUGGGCCCAGCUGAGGGAGGGGUGCUGGGGCAGCCCCUCGGAGCUGAGUGGGGACACGGCUGGUGGCAGCUGUGUCCCCUGGCAGCUCCGGGUUCCUUCACUUGCACUGAGGGAAAUCAAAGCACAGUGGCCCCGUGUUCCUGGGAGCUGAGGGCACUGGUGGAGCACGAGUCACCCGAGGGCUCUUCCCCUCUGGGGCAGGUGGAGGCCUUGCUGCAUCCUGGGCAGGGAACAGAGCUAUGUAUGUUUUUGAUGGAAAAGCACUGAAUUCACUUUUAAUCCAAAGGCCUUUUAAAGCUGAAGCAAUAUUCCCCCAGCAGCGGGGCAGCUGAGUGGUGCACGGGCUCCUCAGCCUUCCCUUCCCCUCUCCUUUGUACUACUGCUCCCCUCCCCUUCUCCCCGGGAGCCCGGCACUGUGUGAGGAGCAGAAAUAAUUCCUGGGUGGUUUUCCAAGGAGCAAGAGGUGCCCAAGGCUGCCAGAGCUGCAGGAGCCUUUGGACAAGGCUCUCAGGCACAGGGUGGGAUUGUUGGGGUGUCCGUGCAGGGUCAGGAGUUGGGCUGGAUGAUCCCUGUGGGUCCGUUCCAGCACAGGACGUUCCAUGACUGGGAUUUAGGUGGUGAUGACAAGGAAAAGGGAGUUCCAGGCUGGAUCCCGUGGCAGCAGGAGCGUUUCCCUCCCUGCCUGGGGAGUGCAGCUGCCUCUGGGGCAGCAGGAGCUGCAGCAUCUCCUGCUCUGGGUUCUCCAUCUGAAAUUCACUGCAGAGCAGUGACCCCCACUGCCGUGAUUCCACAUCGCUGCUCAGGCAUGGUGAGGAGGAUUUAGGGAUUAGAAAUUAAUUCGAUUUUUAAAAAAUCUAAACCAUUGCACAAAAUUGUCCCCAUGAGCAUCUGCCACCCGUGGUGGGGUGGGGGUAGCCCAGGCACCCCCAGCCUGUGCCAGUUGCUGCCACUGCCCACUUCCAGCUCCUGCUCGGGAAGAGGAAAUCCUGCAUUUUUGUAAACCUGGGAGGGAGGCAGCGUGGGCUGCUUUGGAGCUGAGAGCAGGAUCUGUCCACUCCUCCCAGGAGGGAGAUUCCUUCCUGUGUUCCUGGACAGACACUUCCAUUCCUGGCUGGGACAGCCCGGGAGAGGCUGGUGCUGCUUCCACAACAAAGAGAGUUCUCAGAGGAGAGUGAGAGGUUUCUCUGCGCACUUGGGUCAGUUCUGGUCUCUCCUGGCUCCUCUCAGGGUGAUUUUCCAGGCUGCUGGAGAGGGGGAAGCAGAGGAUGAGGAGGGAGCUGUGACCCUGAGCACUCACAGGCGUUCAGCUGUUGCUGGAAAGGCUCUUCAGAGCUCCCCUGGCCCUUCCCAAACCAUCCCAGCCGGCUGUGGCUCCAGCAGGCUCCUCCUGCUGGAUUUCCCCGUGCCCUGGCUGAGCAUGGGCUGGCCUUGCUGUGCCCGUUCCCUGGCAGAGCAGGGCAGUGCCAUUCCCAGCGCCAUCCCGUGGGAAUGUGCCCAUCUGCCUGGGGACACCCCAGGAGGGGUGGGACACUCAGUGGCCCUGGACAUGGAGGUGGCCCUGGCUGCUGUUGGCCAGGGUAGGAUCGUGCUGGUGGCUCAGGCGUUUCCACCUGUCAGUGCCUUAGUUCCAUUUCAUGGAUCAACACUUAGCUUGGGCUACUUUUCCUCAGUUUUUUUAAAGGAAAUCGAUUCUCUCAGUGCCCACUGAGGUCUGAGCACACUCCUGGUGCAGCCUGGGGCAGCAUCUCCGAGGGUGAGCAGAGGGCACCGAGUGGGAGGAAAUCGUGUGAGAUAAUAACCCUGGGUGUAAUAGCCCUGGAACAGGGACAAAGCCUGGGAAAUCGUGUGGGAUAGGGGCUGGGUGUAAUAACCCUGGACAGGGACAAAGCCUGGGAAAUCGUGUGGGAUAAGGGCUGGGUGUAAUAACCCUGGACAGGGACAAAGCCUGGGAAAUCGUGUGGGAUAAGGGCUGGGUGUAAUAACCCUGGACAGGGACAAAGCCUGGGAAAUCGUGUGGGAUAGGGGCUGGGUGUAAUAACCCUGGACAGGGACAAAGCCUGGGAAAUCGUGUGGGAUAGGGGCUGGGUGUAAUAACCCUGGACAGGGACAAAGCCUGGGAGUUCUGUGUGUGCUGCAGCUGGAUUUGGGAUGAUGGCUUUCAGAAGGGGGAUCCUGGGGUGGGACCAGCCUGUCCCACUGCUGAGGCUCCUUCCCAUCGGCAGUAAAUGCAUCUCCACACGGGAUUCAUAAUAAAGGGAUGCCGUGAUGGAGUUUAAACCAUCAGACUUUGGUCCCCCAGGAAUUAAUUUAAUGGCACGACAGGGAAUGGCGGCAUCAAAAAUCCAGGAUUUCCAAAGCCUGAUGUCAGUGUUUGUGGCAGGGAAAGGAACCUGAUGAGGGAGGAGGUUUCAGUUUCCCUUUUCAGGACACAGAACUGGAAUUAGAGGCUGACCAACGCUUCACUUCCCAGCCCAAACCCCACGGACAGGCUGUGGCACAGGAGGUGCCAGCACGACUCUGGGGGUGCAGGUUUUGAGCCAGGUGGGCAGCAGGGGAAGGAAUUUGGUGUGGAAUUUCACUUUCCCUCCAGGAAUUACAGGAAGAAGGAGGUUCCAAGCAGUUGCACUCGUUGGGGAGUUGGAUUUUUUGUUGUUGUUGUUGCACAAAACAGCUGCUGGAGCAGCAGUUCCUGGUCAGGUUGUUACUGGGAGGGUUCCUCGGGAGGGAUCCUCGGGAGGGACCUUUGGGAAGGAUCCUCGGGAGGGACCCUUGGGAGGGAUCUUCAGGAGGGACCUUCAGGAGGGUUUCUUGGUAGGGUUCCUUGGGAGGGAUCCUCGGGAAGGACCUUUGGGAGGGAUCCUCAGGAGGGUUCCUUGGGAGGGAUCCUCGGGAGGGACCUUUGGGAGGGAUCCUCAGGAGGGUUCCUUGGGAGGAACCCUCGGGAGGGAUCUUCGGAGGAUUCCUCAGGAGGGAUUCUCGGGAGGGAUCCUCAGGAGGGAUCUUCAGAAGGGUUCCUUGGGAAGGAUCUUCAGGAGGGUUCCUCGGGAGGGACCUUUGGGAGGGAUCUUCAGGAGGGACAUUCAGGAGGGUUCCUCGGGAGGGUUCCUCGGGAGGGACCUUUGGGAGGGAUCUUCAGGAGGGAUCCUUGGGAGGGACCUUUGGGAAGGAUCCUCGGGAGGGUUCCUCGGGAGGCAGCAAAGACCAUCCGGGGCGGGAGGGUGGAUCGGGAGCGGCUUUGGGGCCUCUCCUCGGGGGAAGCUGCGUGCGAUGAAUGGUUCGUGAGUGCCACGGGAGUGUGGAGAGCGGGGCCGGGGUUUCCCACAGCGGGAAUGUGGGAGGCGGCGGGGCCGUGGCAGCGUCGCUGCGGUGGUUAAUUAUCACAGGUAAUUGCGGGGGGCACAGGGGACGGGAGCGGCCUCGCUCGGUGUUCCGUGCUUACGUUUGCUGCACGCGCAGAGCGAGCAGAGAGCUUACAGUAAUAUAUUUGAAAUAAUAUAUAUUUUAUAUCUGAACAGAGCGGGCAAAGGAGGGGUUCUGAGGUGGUCACAGGGUACCGGGGCAGUUCCUCGGCCAGGCCAGCGGGGUUACUGCAGCACAGCCGAAAAGGCUCCGUUCCUGCCGUUAAUGCAAUAAAAACGGGAAUUCUCACAAAAAGCAAUCCAAUACUGUUUCCCAGAGGCUUUUCCUGUGUGGACAACAGGCCUGUAAACAUAGUUCCAAAAAUCCUAAACCUUUGUCUUUUGCCUUUUUAAAAGGGACUUCGAUUGGGCUUGAGGGUCUGUACAGCAAAAUCGAGGUGACACCAUUUGAAAAUGUAUUUUUACACAAAUAAUAUAGAAAAAAAAUCAUAUUUUACAUAAGAAUUUUAAGUAUUUGAAAUACGUGUAUAUAUAUACUGUAUGUACUUCGUAUAUGCUUUAUUUUACAUUUUCAGUGUAUUAAAAAGUAUUUGAGCUGGUUGGA
Molecule: messenger RNA, 9604 nt
Organism: Passer domesticus (house sparrow)
Lineage: Eukaryota; Metazoa; Chordata; Aves; Passeriformes; Passeridae
Gene: ASXL2
Product: ASXL transcriptional regulator 2
Exons: 12
Coding region: 146-4162 (1338 amino acids)
Biological process (GO): animal organ morphogenesis; positive regulation of transcription by RNA polymerase II
Cellular component (GO): PR-DUB complex
Molecular function (GO): chromatin binding; peroxisome proliferator activated receptor binding; DNA binding
Source: RefSeq, a predicted model, not a curated record